Molecule: messenger RNA, 2155 nt
Organism: Salvelinus sp. IW2-2015
Lineage: Eukaryota; Metazoa; Chordata; Actinopteri; Salmoniformes; Salmonidae
Product: diphthamide biosynthesis 2
Biological process (GO): protein histidyl modification to diphthamide
Molecular function (GO): 2-(3-amino-3-carboxypropyl)histidine synthase activity
Source: RefSeq, a predicted model, not a curated record
UGUGACGGAAACAACCCGGAAGUUAUUUCCUGUCGUCCCACACGUGUGUUUACACGCGUCUACACCCAUGUUACAAUGUCUGAUGCAUUCAGCACCAACAGUGAACUGGUUCUUCAGCGCGUGCUGGACGUGACACCAGAGAAGGAUGUUCACUGUGGGAAUCUAGAUGAGCAUUAUCAGAUCAAAGCGACAUGCCAUUUCAUCAAUGAUCAUCAGUUCAAAAAGGUUGCCUUGCAAUUUCCAGAUGAGGUGCUGGUUGAUUCAAUAGCAAUUGCUGCAGAGAUCGAGAAGGGAACCAAAGCAAAACUAUUCAUCCUUGGAGACACGUCCUAUGGCAGUUGUUGUGUAGAUGAAGUUGCAGCAGAGCAUGUGGGCGCAGACUGCAUCGUACACUACGGGAGGGCUUGUCUCAGCCCAUCCAGAAGACUCCCUCUGAUGUACGUCUUUGAGAGGAAACCUGUGGUCCUGGAGACGUGUGUCUCCUCCUUCAGAGAGCUAUACCCCAACAGACAGAGUCACGUCAUCCUCUUGUAUGAUGUCAACUAUGAUCACAUUAAUGACGAUCUUCUGGCGCUGCUGUCCUCUGAGUAUCCGAACAUUGUCGCCUCAACUCUUCACGUGGACGGAGAACUUUGCUACAGUCACGGAGAAACACAUGGACAACACAAUGUCAGCAGUUCUCAGUGUCAAAACGGUGAUCAAGUCGUUCACCAGUUCGGAAGGCAGUUUGUCUUGAAAUGUGGACAGACCAUUGAGGACUACAGUGUGUUUUUUAUCGGCCAUGAAGGUGCAACCAUGACAAACUUCAUGAUGACUUGGAACCGCUGCUCUUUCUGCUCUUUUGACCCUGUAACAAUGACAGGUCGGACUGAGUCGAUCAGUAUCAACAAAGCUUUGAUGAAGCGAUAUUACGCAAUAGAGAGGGCAAAGGAUGCCAGUGUGGUGGGCAUUCUUGUGGGUACACUUGGCGUGGCAAACUACCUCACCAUCAUCGAGCAGCUGAAAGAAACCAUCCACAGAGCAGGGAAAAAGAGCUACAUGUUUGCCAUGGGGAAACUGAAUGUGGCCAAACUGGCUAACUUUCUUGAGAUUGACAUUUAUGUACUGAUCGCAUGUCCUGAGAACUCUCUGUUGGACUCCAGUGAGUUCUACAAACCGGUCGUGACCCCCUUUGAAAUGGAGGUGGCCUGCAACAAGAAAAGGGAAUGGUCAGGAGAGUACGUCACAGACUUCCGCGAUCUGCUUCCAGGUGGAUCUAAGCAUGUGGCCUUGGCGAACCCUGACGAUUUCGAGGAUGGUGAUGAGACUGAUGUCUCCCUCGUCACCGGAGCUUUACGAAUGACCCGCUUCUCGUCCAGUGAGCCAGUGUCUUCGUCACGCGACUCCUCACUCGUCCUACGGAACCAGGCGCUCACUGUGGCCAAUGCUAACACAGCUGCCACGUUCCUGGCGGGUCGUAGCUGGCAGGGACUGGAGCAGAAAUUGGGAGAAACACCGGUGGUGAAAGCAUUAGAGGGAAGGAAAGGCAUUGCCAUUGCCUACGAAGAGGAGCCGACGAUUGACACGGACUAUUGAUCAUGAAGGCACUCAUCACAUCCAGAUUAUUAGUCCAUUGCAAAUGUUUUACAUAUAAUAUCAAUCAAUAUAUUAUGUUGCUUCAUAGCUCAACAGUUUCCAAUUUAAGUUAUCAAUCUUCUGACAAAUUUACGGCUUUACCGGGAUUAUUGCAUAACUAAGCUAUAUCAGGUGCAUUAUAUUCACGCGAGUCACGUCAACAUAGACACGUCAAAACUGCUACACUGAAGUGUGUCAUGGAGGGAGAACUAAAAAGCACAUACCUUUUUGUUAUAUUGAUGCUUUUUUGAAGCAUACGUAUAUAAACGUUUAUAGAUCAGUUGCGUCUGAAAAAGAAAUGCCUGUCAAGAAAUAUGCAGCUAGUGUAGCAGUGCUUUGAAUGUGAUGAAUGUCACAGUAUAAUAGAAGUUUAACUGUUUUUUAAAUGUAACAGAUAGAACGUCGAAAAUGUGAGACCACUUGCUUGGACUUAAAUGCACUCAUCACUGUUGUGAAUACACAUCAUUAUUAUUAUUUAUUCAACAACUUUUUGCUCUGUACUGUAAAUCACAAAUGAGAUAUACAAAAGAGAUAUAUUCAA